Caenorhabditis remanei is the source of this 762-nucleotide messenger RNA. RefSeq lists its product as uncharacterized. Bases 1 to 762 code for a protein of 253 amino acids. Gene Ontology annotation, molecular function: cell-cell adhesion mediator activity. Gene Ontology annotation, cellular component: plasma membrane; axon. Gene Ontology annotation, biological process: dendrite self-avoidance; homophilic cell-cell adhesion; axon guidance. The transcript is spliced from 3 exons. The record is from RefSeq and is a predicted model, not a curated record. NCBI's taxonomy places the organism in Eukaryota, Metazoa, Nematoda, Chromadorea, Rhabditida, Rhabditidae.
AUGAAGAUAUUUCUUGCGAUUCUUACCUUGGUUGCCGGUCAUGUUGCUGCCCAAAAGGCCAAAAUAAACGAGCCUCUCUGGUGGAACCCGAAAAUGUUGGAAAAACUUGACAAUGACUGGAUUAAAAACAAUCACAUAAUUGGUGUAGCUGUCCCGCUUGAGAACAAGACUGUUGCUGUCGAAGAGAAAAUGGUUCUUCACUGUGAGAUUGGUGGUACCCCAACUCCAAUUAUACAGUGGACUUACAACGGCCGCCUACUUCAAGCUGAUGGCUAUAUUAAUAUGGAGGAGAAACUUUUGAAUCGUGGACUUGAACCUACUGAGACCGGAGUCUUGGCUUCUUCUCUUCAUGUCGGAUGCCCGAAAUCCGGAGUUUUCAAGUGUGUUGGAUACAACGGUUACGAUGUUAUUGAGAGCACUGCCGAAAUCACUGUUGAAGGUCAACUCAAGCCUUGUCAUAUCAACACCGAUAUCAUCGAUUCCGCUCCGAUCAUCACUACCUGGACCGAGUCUCGUGCUGAGAACUUCGGUAACACCGCCACCCUGAUUUGCCGUUCCGACCGUCCCAGCGUCUGGACUUGGACCUUCGAAGACCGAGAGAUCACCAACCAAGAGGGACGCUAUCAGAUCAAGAAACGAGGAGACCUGUUCAUUCAUAACAUUACUUUUACUGAUUUGGGAGCUUACUACUGUACCGCUAGCAAUGAGUUCGGCAAUUCUACCGCUGAAACUUAUCUUCAUAUUACCAGAAGUCACUCUUAG